AUGUCCACUCGUAAUCCAUCUCCACCACCUGACUAUGAUGGCAAUGAGAAUCAGAUUGAUAUGAUUGGAGACACAACAUAUAGUCGACGAUGGCUUUUCUCAAUGUUGAUAAAAUUUUUGGAAAGCGUUAAUAAAGAAACGUCUGCGACUUGGGCGAACUCAGAGGAUAAUUCAGACGGCGACCGGCUAGAUAGUGAGCUUGAAGAGCAGUUGUGUUGUCUAUGGGAUCUGACGGUCAAUCGGGAUGUUCUCAAGUUCCUUGACGAGUUUGAAAUCGUCUCAAUAUUUAAUAAUGCUCUUGGAGACGUUCAGAAACCCAGACUUUUGGAAAUCAUGGUGGGGAUUCUUGCAAAUCUAGCUUAUGACCCUGUCGCGUGCCGUAAAAUGAGCGAGAGUGAAUCGUUUAUCAUUCGUAUAACAAGCUUAUUAUAUUCAAGGGAUACACCCACUCUUAUUGAAACAUGCAGACUGAUACAAACUGUGCUUGCAUCAGAUGAAUACAAAAUGCCGUGGUUAGAUGAAAUACGCUUCCAGCCAGAGUUUUUUGAAAACAUUCUCUUUAUUCUAAAGAGUUCAACCAAUGCAAAUUUAUUGAUUGGUGCUGUUCGCCUUAUUGACGUUAUCACACGAGAUGAUGACAGUUUGGCUGAAGUCUGGUGUGGUGAUCAGUUACUAAAGGCUAUUUUGAUAGCUCAACAUGAGAUGAAAUGGUUGCAUGGCAGUGAAGUGGAAAUAAUUCAUCGUUUGUUGUACACGUUCUCUUCUAAUGUAAAUGGUGUAUCGGCCUUAGUUAAAUGCUUUCCAGAAGUUUUGCCUACAUUCGGUGUCUAUUUGCGCAAAGUGUGUGAAGAUGCUCCGCAUCUGAUCCAUUUUACAACUUACUACAAUAGUUUACGUGCUAUAAUCCCAAUCAUAGAUGUGGUUAUCGCUAGUUUAGAAUGUAUGGAUGCUUUAUCCUGUUAUUUGUCUGGUCCUAUCUACGCUGCUUCUGUUGCUGACUUGUUGCUUUUCACCUUUUGACCUUCGUGUUUCUCUGACAUCAGACCUAAAUCAUCCACGAAGCUCAGAUCUACUAGAGAAUUCAAAGAAUACUAUUAUGAAUUCAGGAGUAAAUAAGAUUGAUUUGCCUAGAAUUUACGUUUUUUAUAUAUGUAACAAAAGUUCAGACCUGUUCUACUGAUAAUUUAUAUCUAUAUUUAGGUUGUUUUUCCCCCAGUGCUGUCUGUUGUUGAAGUUGAUUUCUCUAUGGUAAUUAUGUAAUGAGAGCUGUUGGCUAGCCAAAAUUGGUAGACAGCAAUUGACGUCAAUGUUUACGUUCCAUAUGUGGGUCAUGAGGAAAAUCACGAACAAAGACUAACUCAAUAACCAAUCACAGUAGACUUUGCGUGGGCGGAUACGAUUCGCAGAUAUAUGGAUAAUUUUGUAAGGAACGCUCACAAGCAGUACAGAAUAACCUUCAGCAGGAGAAAUAACCAAUUCGAAGACGCUGUUUCUCUGUUAAUAAUGUCGAAUAAUAAUGUGCAUAAAAAUAUAUAAAUAUCUGAAUAAAAAUUCCCAUUAAAAUUUUCAAAAGAAUGCAUACUGAACAAAGAGUACUCUUUUCGAUGAAUUCAUCAUCAGGCUCUACAUUU
Messenger RNA from Trichobilharzia regenti, 1631 nucleotides. Lineage: Eukaryota; Metazoa; Platyhelminthes; Trematoda; Strigeidida; Schistosomatidae. The record is from the annotation of a GenBank genome assembly.